Molecule: messenger RNA, 750 nt
Organism: Brenthis ino (lesser marbled fritillary)
Lineage: Eukaryota; Metazoa; Arthropoda; Insecta; Lepidoptera; Nymphalidae
Source: the annotation of a GenBank genome assembly
AUGUACGUGAUAGCCAAAAAUGAUGGAGCUUUCGCUCUCCAAAAGGGUCUCGCGCCAGCUAUGGUUUUCGGUUUCUGCAUGAAUUCUGUGAGAUUAGGUACGUACCAUAUAGCUGAAGUUAAGGGUUGGAUGAAGACAAAAGACGGGGACAUUAGUUUACACAAAACUAUAUUGGGGUCGAGUUUGAGUGGGGUUAUGAGUGGAAUAGCCGCUAACCCAGCAUCUUUACUGAAGACUAGAAUACAGGCUGCAGCUCAUCCUAGCAUAGCAGUGGGCAGACAGCAUGCAUAUAAAGGAAUGGUAGACGGAUUUUUAAAAAUAUAUAGAAUAGAAGGCAUCAAAGGAUUCUUCGCCGGCGUACAUGCAUCGUGCACCAGGAUAGCUAUAGGCAGUGCUGCUCAACUAACAACUUUCUCUACUUCAAAAGAAACAUUGCUGUCUUAUGGGAUAUGUGAACAAUCUCCUAUCGGCCUCGCUUUCACCGCGAGCUGUAUGAGUGGUAUCAUGGUAGCGCUAGUGAUAUGCCCCCUUGACGUCGUCGCAGUACGACUUUUUAACCAAGGUCCUGCAUCAAAAGGUGAACUUCUCUACAAAGGAGUAUUUGACUGUAUUAGCAAGAUCUACAAAACUGAAGGUUUACAUGGUCUAUAUAAAGGAAUAGGCCCGCUUUACCUCAGAAUAGCGCCACAUACCACGUUAUCUCUGGUUAUAUGGGAUAUGCUUAACGUAUUGAUGAGUAAUAAAAAAAGC